This is a messenger RNA of Suillus fuscotomentosus, 573 nucleotides long. Its product is annotated as histone-fold-containing protein. Gene Ontology annotation, cellular component: nucleosome. The transcript has 3 exons. NCBI's taxonomy places the organism in Eukaryota, Fungi, Basidiomycota, Agaricomycetes, Boletales, Suillaceae. Gene Ontology annotation, molecular function: structural constituent of chromatin; DNA binding; protein heterodimerization activity. The record is from RefSeq and is a predicted model, not a curated record. The coding region runs from base 50 to 469 and encodes 139 amino acids.
UCCGUCGUUGUACAUACACACUCUCACAACACACUCCAAUCUAACUAUCAUGUCUGGCAAAGUCGGCGGAAAGGCCAAGUCUGGUGGCAAAGCCUCUGGUGAAUCAUCAUCCAAGUCUCAAUCCCGUUCAGCCAAAGCCGGUCUUCAAUUCCCCGUCGGUCGUGUUCACCGUCUCUUGAAGAAAGGAAACUACGCACAGCGUGUUGGUGCUGGCGCACCUGUCUACCUUGCAGCGGUACUAGAGUAUCUGGCCGCUGAGAUUCUGGAGCUUGCCGGUAACGCAGCACGCGACAACAAGAAGCAACGUAUCGUUCCUAGACAUUUGCAACUCGCCAUCCGAAAUGACGAAGAGCUGAACAAACUCCUUGGAGACGUCGUCAUUUCACAGGGUGGUGUCGUUCCUUUCAUCAACCCCGAACUGCUGCCCAGUAAAAGUGCAAAGGGCAAGAAAGAGAGCCAGGAAGUAUAAUCUUAUUAUUAUUCGAUUUAUUUUCGGUGUUCGGUGUAGGAUGUAUUUGUAUUUUUUCUAGUAAUCAUUUUCUUUUCACUCUGGAAUACAUCUCGUUGAUCCUA